AUGGCGGAGGCCAACGCUCUUGAGGAGCUCCAGUCCGAGCUCACCUGCCCCGUGUGCCUGGAGCUGUUCCGGGACCCUGUCAUCCUCGAGUGCGGUCACCACUUCUGCCAGAAGUGCAUCAUCCAGUGCUGGGAGGUCAAGAGCGAAGAGCUGACCAACUGCCCCAAGUGCAGAAAGGCCUGUGCGCGCAAGCUGCGCCCCAACUCCCUGCUGUGUAACGUGGUGGACAGCGUGCGCCGUGCGCGCGUCAUGGACGUCUCUGACUGUCCCGCGGCCUGGGACCCCGAACACCAGCACGACAUCUGCGAGGAGCGUGAGCCCGGCUCCAGCAUGAGCAGUGUGACCUCGUCCAUCUCACACUGGCCCCGGAUGUGCGAGGACAUGUGCGAGGAGCACGAAGAGAAGCUGAAGCUGUACUGUGAAGAUGACCAGCUGCCCAUCUGCCUGGUAUGCGGCAUGUCCCGGGACCACAAGACCCACAACGUCAUCCCCAUCAACGAAGCCUUUGAAAACUACAGGGUAUUGCCUUUCAGACGCUUUCUAACUUGUAGAAAGAAUGCAUUAACGUAA
Molecule: messenger RNA, 570 nt
Organism: Knipowitschia caucasica
Lineage: Eukaryota; Metazoa; Chordata; Actinopteri; Gobiiformes; Gobiidae
Source: the annotation of a GenBank genome assembly